CCCAACCCGGGGCGAAAAGCAGCCAACACCGGCGGCGGCGGCGGCGGCCUCGGCGAGCACGGCCAGCGCGCUCGGACUGCAAGAGGGGUUAAAAGUGUAGAUUGGAUUUCACCCCGGGAAAUCUAGCACGCCGAGUGAACUUGAAUCUUUGGCUAUUUAAGGAGGACUGGGUUUGUUGUGAAGUUGCGGUGAUCCAGCGCAGAGCCCGGUCCUGAUUGAUCGCAUCGCGGGGCUCAGAUGACUGUAAAAUGAAUAGAUGAAUUUUUUGCUUCUUGAAGAUUUUCUUGGGCAUCUCCGGGAAAGUGCGUUUUAAGGCGAAGUCAUGAUGUAUUCUCCCAUCUGUCUCACUCAGGAUGAAUUUCACCCAUUCAUCGAGGCACUUCUUCCACAUGUCCGUGCAAUCGCCUAUACUUGGUUCAACCUGCAGGCUCGAAAACGCAAGUACUUUAAAAAGCAUGAGAAGCGAAUGUCAAAGGAUGAAGAAAGAGCAGUCAAAGAUGAGCUUCUCAGUGAAAAGCCUGAAAUCAAACAGAAGUGGGCAUCCAGGCUCCUGGCCAAGCUGCGUAAAGAUAUCCGCCAGGAGUACCGAGAGGACUUUGUGCUCACCGUGACUGGCAAGAAGCACCCGUGCUGUGUCUUAUCCAAUCCUGACCAGAAGGGUAAGAUUAGGAGAAUCGACUGCCUGCGACAGGCAGACAAAGUCUGGCGUCUGGAUCUAGUCAUGGUGAUCCUGUUCAAAGGCAUCCCCUUGGAAAGUACCGAUGGAGAGCGGCUCAUGAAAUCCCCACAUUGCACAAACCCAGCACUUUGUGUCCAGCCACAUCAUAUCACAGUAUCAGUUAAGGAGCUUGAUUUGUUUUUGGCAUACUACGUGCAGGAGCAAGAUUCUGGACAAUCAGGAAGUCCAAGCCACAAUGAUCCUGCCAAGAAUCCUCCAGGAUACCUUGAGGAUAGUUUUGUGAAAUCUGGAGUCUUCAAUGUAUCAGAACUUGUGAGGGUAUCCAGAACACCCAUAACCCAGGGAACUGGAGUAAACUUCCCGAUUGGAGAAAUCCCAAGCCAACCGUAUUAUCAUGACAUGAACUCGGGGGUCAAUCUUCAGAGGUCGCUGUCUUCUCCACCAAGCAGCAAAAGACCCAAAACCAUUUCAAUAGAUGAAAACAUGGAACCAAGUCCUACAGGAGACUUUUACCCCUCUCCGAAUUCACCAGCUGCUGGAAGUCGAACAUGGCACGAACGAGAUCAAGAUAUGUCUUCUCCGACUACUAUGAAGAAGCCUGAAAAGCCAUUGUUCAGCUCUACAUCUCCACAGGAUUCUUCCCCAAGACUGAGCACUUUUCCCCAGCAUCACCACCCCGGAAUACCCGGAGUCGCACACAGUGUCAUCUCAACUCGAACUCCACCUCCACCCUCACCGCUGCCAUUUCCAACACAAGCUAUCCUUCCUCCAGCCCCAUCGAGCUACUUUUCUCAUCCAACAAUCAGAUAUCCUCCCCACCUGAAUCCUCAGGAUACGCUGAAGAACUAUGUACCUUCUUAUGACCCAUCCAGUCCACAAACCAGCCAGCCUAACAGCAGUGGUCAAGUAGAAGGGAAAGUGCCUGGCCAUUUCACUCCUGUCUUGGCACCCUCUCCCCAUCCCAGUGCAGUGCGACCUGUGACCCUGACCAUGACAGAUACUAAACCCAUCACUACAUCCACUGAAGGUGAGGCAGCUUCACCUACAGCAACCACCUACACAGCCUCAGGCACAUCUCAAGCCAAUCGAUAUGUGGGACUAAGUCCAAGAGACCCAUCCUUCCUACAUCAGCAACAGCUGAGGAUUUGUGACUGGACCAUGAAUCAAAACGGCAGGCAUUUAUACCCCAGUACCAGUGAGGAUACAUUGGGAAUUACUUGGCAAAGUCCUGGUACCUGGGCUAGUUUGGUUCCUUUCCAAGUGUCAAAUAGGACACCCAUCCUACCGGCCAAUGUCCAAAAUUACAGUUUGAACAUAAUUGGAGAGCCUUUCCUUCAAGCAGAAACAAGCAACUGAGGGAAAAAGAAAUUCAACAACGGUUUAAGAAAUUUUUUAAAAACAUGGAAAAAAGGAAGACUGGACAAAACAAAACAAAGGGAGAAAGCAAAGAAACUGAAGAAAGAAGAUAAUAGACCAGCAAUUGCAGCACUUACAAUCACUAAUUCCCUUAAGGUUGAAACUGUAAUGACAUAAAAAAGGGUCGAUGAUAUUUCACUGAUGGUAGAUCGCAGCCCCUGCAACGUAGCCUUUGUUACAUGAAGUCCGCUGGGAAAUAGAUGUUCUGUCUCUAUGACAAUAUAUUUUAACUGACUUUCUAGAUGCCUUAAUAUUUGCAUGAUAAGCUAGUUUUAUUGGUUUAGUAUUCUUGUUGUUUACGCAUGGAAUCACUAUUCCUGGUUAUCUCACCAACGAAGGCUAGGAGGCGGCGUCAGAGGUGCUGGGUGACAGAGCCAUGAGCCAGCCAUUUUAUAAGCACUCUGAUUUCUAAAAGUUAAAAAACACAUAAAAUCUCUGUAGCCUUUAGUUAUCAGUACAGAUUUAUUAAAUUUUGGCCCUUAACCCAGCCUUUUCCAGUGUGUAACCCAGUUUAAAAUCUAAAAAAAAAAAAAAAAAAAAGGAAAAAAAAGAAAAAAGAAAAAAAAAAAACAGUUUGAACACAAAGGCUCUAUGGAAGAAAUGCCUCUAUGUAGGUGAAGUGUUAUCUCUGCAUGCAACAGUAAAAAAUUAAUAUAAUAUUUUCCCCACAAAAGAAACACUUAACAGAGGCAAGUGCAAUUUAUAAAUUUAUAUCUAAAGGGGAAUCAUGAUUAUAAGUCCUUCAGCCCUUGGACUCUAAAUUGAGGGGAUUAAAAAGAAUUUAAAAUAAUUUUGAACGAAUUUAUUUUCUCCUCAGUUUUUGAGGGCAUUAAAAAGGCAUUAAAUCAAGACAAAUCAUGUGCUUGAGGAAAAAAAAAUUAAUGAAAACACAGCACUUAUGUUGGUUUAGCUGCAGCCUCCUUGGAGGUAGAAUUUAUUUAUUUAAAAUUACUGGUUGCAUCAAGAACCCAUAGGGUGUACAAAAGGUUCUAUAAAAUCUGCAUUAUAGAGACAAAGAGACAGGCAAAUCCAUGUCACAAGGGUAAAGCUUACAGUUUACAAACUGGGAACGCCAGGGUGUAGGAUAUAAAAACGCACUCUUGAGAAAACAAAUGUAAUCAGGGUGCUGAAAACUUGCAUGGUGCUUUCAGACAUUAGCCUUGUUCAACAAAUUUCUUGUAUUGACAGAUCCGUAGUGUGCAUGGGCAGACACAUUUUGCCUCUAUGUCUCUUAAAAUUUUAAUUAAAAAUACUCUUUCCAGUAAUCCUAAUUUGCACGAAGAUAUAAUGUCCACAUUACGUGCCUUGCCUUGAAAUCUAAAAUACAAAAAACAAAAAAAAAAACAAAAAAACAAAAAGUGACAUCACUACACUUGUUUUGCUGCAUUUAUUAUCAUUUUAAAUCUUUACCAUUUUUAUGACAAAAUAUUUUGUACUCCAGACGAAGAAAAAUGUGUGACAUCAUGGAUUUUUUAGACAGUUAUACCUUUAUCUCACAUUUAUAAAGCAUAUCAUGGCUGUGUAUAGUUGCCGCUUAAAAAUUGUAAUCGACCAGCAAUAUUUUCAGUAUUUUGGUGUUUUUUCUAUUAACCUUUCAUGUUUUUCAUCUUCCAAUUAAUAUUUGGGGGGGGAGGGGUUUCAAAUUUAUACGAAUUAUGCAAUACCAAGUUUUGCCUAUGUAGGUAGUGCUUUUAGCUGUAUUGGUUAUUAUAGGUAAGUACACAGAUUUAAAAAAAAAAUAAUGUAUGCUUUUUGUUUGUUUGUUUGUUUUAAUUGACCAAAGUGGGUACUGCUAUUUUUGCAGUGUGAUGAGGUCCUUUUGUGUACUGAGAGAUGGACAGGGGAUUUUUUUUUAAUAUACAUAUAUAUAUAUUCUGGGGUGGGUGGGAGGAUUUUUAACACUUUACAGUGUAGCUGUGAAGCAGUGCACCCUGAGAUGGGCCUGGGCUGCAAAGCGACUGUUCUGCCUACUGUGACAAACUUCAACUUACACAGGUUCCCCCUCUCUGACUUCCCACCUGGGGUGCAAGCUGAACUCAUUUCUGGUUUUCAUAACAACAAAUAGUAAGAACAAGCAAACACAACAAAUUCUCCUGGAGGCAGACUUGGCUUAAAAAAACUGUCUUACCUUUUUUGUUGUUGUUGUUGUUGUUAUUGAUGGUGGUGGUAGUUUUUCUGGAAAGUUCCAUAUCCACAGUGGAGAGUGAGUCUAUCUCAUUAUUCAGCAGAUAUUUGUUGAAAUGUCCGUAUAGUGGAUGUUGGAUAUUUCACACUUUUGAACUUUAACAUAGGAAUUUACUUUCUCCUACAGUACACAUCUGACCAGUUGGAGAGCGUGUUCCCAGAGUCUUUCCACCACUUCUCAUCCCUGUUUGUUUAUUUCAUGAAUGAUAGGAUAUGAUUUAUCUACUUUAAACAGAUGACAGUGUAGUUGGAUUUUUUUUUUUCAUCAAGAAGAUUGAACAGAGAGUUACUAUUGAAUGUAUUUGGACUGAUAGAUUAAAAUCAAAGUUCAAUUUUUAAGGAACAACACAAAAUAGUAAAUCUUGUUAAGUUUUCAUUUUACCUGACCUUUAAACUGAGAACCAGAGCAAAGGGAAAUAUAGAAUUUUAAGAAAUUAAUUUUCCUGUGGAUGAAUUAAGCCCAUUAGAUGCAGAUGGAUAUUUUUAAGGAAUGGUACCUCAAAUAUAUAUUUGAUUUAGUUUUUCCUGAGGGCUGGAAGGUGAAUGGAGACUGAUUUUACUUUGUACCCCACCCCCUUGCUAGGCCCCUGCACAGCCCCCCAAAUCCCAUCGAGUGGAUGCAUUGCUAGAAGGAAAAUGUUUCAGAAUUAGUGACACAAGGUAGGCUGUCUUGAGAAGCCCCUUGACCCCUUUCUCCCAGGCAUGGCCUAAUAAAAUAAACUGUCAAUUGUUCUCACAGCAUAUCAUUUAAUAAUGAAUACUUUAGAACAAUGCUUAUGGGCUGGAGAAUUGUAUUUGAUUAGCCCAUUCAGUUUGAUAGCCCCAAUGCUGAAUAGCACAGCGGGAUCUGAGCAGUGCAAGUUCAAAAGUAAGUCCAGUCAUUUCUGUGCUACUUGCCCUGGUAGAAAACAGAUCAUCUCAGCCAAGCUCCUCAUGUAUCUCUGACUUAUUAGAUGAACAAACCAACCUCACAGGACACAGUAUUUUUUAAGGGCAGACUCGCUCUCUUUUUUGCCAGUGAAUGAGCAGUUCUAGCUAAGUAAGUUACACACUGUGGGUAUUCCUGCCUGCCUCUUGGAUACAAAGGCCUAGUUCGAGUGUUGCUUUUUUAUUUUUCUUUUUAAAUCAAUGUUUUCUUUUUUCCUGUUGAGAUAAAACAAUUAAAAAUACUACUAUAUAUAUAAUCUCAAAUCCAUUUUUUGGCCGCCUCCUUUCUUACCAGGAAGUAUAUUCUGACGAAGGGCCCCACUUUUGCAGGUCUUGCACGCCCCUCCCUUACCCAGAGCUGCAGAGCUUCAGGAUGGCGAAGGUCACUCAAGGGCAUCAGUAGGGGGUGGUGUCUCCACCACCAAGUUCCUGGCACUGUUCAGCCUUUGUUGUGUUGCCUUGCAGCCCACCACUCACAGUGCCUCUGAAGCUUGUUUCCCCUGGAGUGACAUGAGCGUUUGAGGCUUGUCUAAGGAACAAAAAUAAAUAAAAGGCAGUGAAGGAGACUGUACAUAAAGACAUGGCAAAAAUCUUAAUUAUAGCAAUAUAGUUAUCGGGUAAUGUUCGGGUGGGCAGCUCCAAUAAAAAAAAUAUGUGAAUGAAUCUGUGAAGCUGCAAGUAGCAAGAAGAGCGAAAGGUCUUCUUAACGAACCGCCUACCUUGUAGACAGUAAUUUGUACACUGUAUAGUUUUGUUAAGAAUUUUUUUUUAAAUUAAAAUUCCCAUGUUUGUAAAGCUAACUUUUUAACAAUGAUAAUGGAACUAUAUGUUGUUUCCAUUUUUAAAGUAAACAAGAAUAUUCCUUGUUUAGAGACUGGACUUGAGUUAAAACUCUCCAGUCUCUUAAGUUAUGUAUUAAAAAAAAAAAAUCUGUCCAUGUUAGGAGUUAUUUCACAGAUUCCUGUGCUUGAAAAGCAUAGGAUACUAAUCCUUUAAAAAAGUGUAAAUGGAGAAAAGUUAUAUUUUAUGAAGGUUAUUUUGUUGUAUUUAGUAUUGGGAAAGUUGGUUUUCAGAGCAUUUCAGAAUGUCGGAAGCACCACUGUCUUUUUAUGAGUAUAUACGGCCUUUAGCAAAAGUUGUUGUGAUUGUUACGUGAUGGUAUUUAAGGUUAAGUUUCACAGAGCAUUCAGGAUAGGCAGAAAACUAAAACAGUGCUGUCUCACAUCAUGUGUCCUCAGGGAGCAGGAUCUUGGAUUUGUGACUUGUAGCUUCAUAAGGACUCAACGAAAGAGAUUGCACAGGGACAUCUUCAGCAGUGUGACAGCAGGACAUGUUCUUGACCUAGACUCAAAAUUCUAUGUACCGUGUGAAACGAUGAAGGCUGCAGAAAGUUUUCCCAUAUUCAGUGUACAGUAUUCAUUUUUAAUGAAACAACUCUACAAUAUUGCUGGCAGAUAGGCCCCACGCAUGACAUUCAGUAUAGUUUACAUGUUCCUGUCAAGGUCUUUUGUUAACAUUAACCAGCUGCAUGCUUCCUGGACUUUAAGAAAUUGGGUUUCUAUAGAAAACUUUUUUUUUUUUUUUUUAAUGUGCAGGCUAUUCAAAUUCAAUAGUAAAAGCUCAAAAUUGAAUGUUCUACUCCAUGCUGAAGGAGCUGAAAGCUGCCUUCUUCAUAUUUUGCACUUUCUGGUAGUUCCCCUGUUUUUUCUAAUUCCUUAAAAUUGUGUGGGUGGAGUGGAGCCCUGCAGUUGGAGGGUAACAUGGACCACUUGUUUUGCCCUUUGACCCUGCACAAUGACCUUUGCAUCAGCCAAACUCAUUGCCAUGACAACUCUUUGUACUGUGUCCGUGCCACAGAUCUGUUGGUCACAUUGUUAAUAGUAAAGGGGACAAGUUGGAGACGGUCAAUUUUUACAUUUUUUGUUGCAAUUUUUUCUUCAAUGGUUGUAAGUAGUUUUUUUUUUUUUUUUUUUUUUUUUUUUUUAAAUAAAAGGGUUCACUAGUUAAUACUCUUUAGAAAUAUCUGUGUGUUGCAAUUCAAAUGUAUGUUGAGAUUGUGAAAAGCGCUUCAGUGCCACUAGCCUACCAGGACACUAGACUAAGCCUUUGAUAACUUUCAUUGCAUGACACACUACAAGUAACGAAAGGUGGCCUAAUUACAGGAAAAGCAGUGUAAGCUAGUGGCACUAAAGCCCGUCUUGUAUUACUGUAUUUUUGACAGAAUGGUUUUGAAAACUGUGCUACAGGGACUGAUGUGGCAAAUAUAUCUCUUUAUGCAGAAGGAAGUCUUUUUUUUUUUUUUU
This is a messenger RNA of Tupaia belangeri chinensis (Chinese tree shrew), 7509 nucleotides long. It is a transcript of the gene NFIB, whose product is annotated as nuclear factor I B. Gene Ontology annotation, biological process: regulation of transcription by RNA polymerase II. Gene Ontology annotation, cellular component: nucleus. The transcript is spliced from 12 exons. Bases 323 to 2035 code for a protein of 570 amino acids. Lineage: Eukaryota; Metazoa; Chordata; Mammalia; Scandentia; Tupaiidae. Gene Ontology annotation, molecular function: RNA polymerase II cis-regulatory region sequence-specific DNA binding; DNA-binding transcription factor activity, RNA polymerase II-specific. The record is from RefSeq and is a predicted model, not a curated record.